Messenger RNA from Folsomia candida, 2593 nucleotides. RefSeq names its product thioredoxin domain-containing protein 3 homolog. The record is from RefSeq and is a predicted model, not a curated record. Lineage: Eukaryota; Metazoa; Arthropoda; Collembola; Entomobryomorpha; Isotomidae. The transcript has 10 exons. The coding region runs from base 221 to 2254 and encodes 677 amino acids.
ACGCACAACGGACAGAAAGGACGUUUGACAAUAUUUUAAGAAAUGCAACAGCAUAGGAAACUUGCACCACGAGCUACGUUAGAAGAAUUGGGGAUAAACGCCAAAGUUACUCCGAAGCAGCCAGAGUUAUAUAGGCAUUAGAAACGCGUACUCUGUCCAGGACGAAGUCAAGCAUAGUAUUUGUAAUUUUAACUAAAGAUUUUAAAAUCACAACUUCAAAAUGCUGGCCAGGAAGGUGUUCAAUCUCGCCCAAGAGUUGGAGAAACGGGGGAAAGAAGGCAACUCUCCGGAUGGAUGGACAGAAAGUGCUGCCGCAGCAAUCUCCUUGUCAAAGGUGAUGGCCAGGAAGAAGGGGGGCGAGGUCUCACUCCAGCUAGAAAUCGAGACUGAGGCGCAGUGGAAAGUUCUCUUGAGGAAGGAUGGACUCGUUGUCGUGGAAGUGUACUCUGGUUGGUGCGGUCCAUGCCUCAGUAUGGCAAGUUUCCUCAAAAAGGUGAAAGUGGAUGCAAACGACGACAGGCUAACCUUGGCCACUGUGAACUCUGACAAUAUUUCCGACCUGCGUGUAUUUCGGGGACAGAGUGAGCCAACUUGGGUUUGCAUGGGGGGUGGAAAACCGGUGAAACUUAUUCGUGGUGCUAAUUCUGCCACUCUUGUGGCAACGAUAAAGUCGGAAUUCGAGCACGAGUUGCUCUGCAUGGAAAACAAGGCGAAGCGAAAUUUAAUUUCACUAACGGACGAAGCAGAACGGCGACACAAGGCAAAGUCCGAAGCAAUUUAUCUCGCUGCCGCGCAGAAAGAGGCAGAACUGAUUGCUCCCGGAAUUGGGGAAACCACUGCCACACCCACUCCGAAACAGCGCAGCUUAUCUCCGCAAAAUGUAAACGAUGAGGAUGAUGGUGCUUCGACCCAUGAGGAGGAAACAGACCUUGAUCACCACAAUGGGCCAACGCCACCUCCUGCCAAAUCCCCAUCACCGCCAAAGGAUCCCGUCGCUGACAUGAUUCAGAACAGACUCAUGUCCAUGUUGGAGUCUUGUGGUGUUCUUGCCAUCCAAAGGUUCUUACUUGAAACUGGAGCUGUGACCGAAAUCAAAGAUCACCUCCGGGGUGAUUUUACGGUAAUAAAAGAACGUUACAUCACGUUGGAUGAAGACGGAGUUCGUCGCCUAUUUGGAAUUCCAUCCCAUUACGAUGAACUCAUCGAGGAGGAGGAAACUCUGGCUCAGGAGGAAGACGGAAAUGAUCUCAUGAAUUAUGACCCCAACUCAGAAGUACAUCACGUUGAGAAUGGCGGAGACACUGACGUUGCUGGAGGAAUUAGCAGUAAGGCGGAUAGUGAGGCUGGUGGCGAAAGUACGACCGACGUCAAGGGUCCAGAGGGCGAGGGGGAGGAGGAAGAGCCAGUGAUGAGGGUGAAAGUUCCCCAGUAUAGAAAAGUACCCAUCCCACUGCCGGAUGAGUUAGUGGGAGACAUGCUGCUCUUCCUCUUGGAAAGCGUCCAAGUAGUUCGACAGAAAGAGCAGGACAAGGACGUCACUCUGGCCAUGACCGCUGAUGACUAUCUCAGGUCGAGAGUUGGCCCUCCCAACUACCAGGACGCCGUUGACAGCGAACCAAACUCAUUGCUGGCGAUGUACGGUCGUGAAGCGAACGGGGUUGGGGUUUGGUGCCCUCGGAGUAACGAAGACAAGAAGUACGUCAUGUUGAACUUUUUCCCCCAGGUCGUCACGGAUCUGCUGAUGCCCCCACCGAAGGAGAUGCCCAAGUACAUGGUGGCCAUUUUCCCUGCUUUAUUCUCCAAUGAGAUCAUGGAACUUCCAGAGCUUGUAGCAAAUGCGAGGGAUGUCCUGGCGCAAGGGAAGAUGACCCUUGCGCCCAGGGUGGUGGACAGGAUACUCAAGUCUCGUGGUCAGUCUGGAGAUGAUUUCGAAGCCCAAAAGAAAGUUCUCACCGGAUUCGACAUGUUCGUGGUGAGCAUUGAUGAGCGAAAUGAAACGUUGUCAACCACUUUGAAGUCACAGGAACCCAUUCAUUACAGUGUUGAUGGUGAGAACGGGAGAUUUGAGACGGCGAAGCUGUUCCCCCAUCUCAACAUCCUCGUCGACAACCACUUUGAGGAUGACUUGUAUCGAAGGGACUUGAUUGUCGAGAAAUUCCUUUCCCGUCCAAAAUUCAAGUUGGAAGUCAUCUUUGGUGACGACGACAUGAACCUGGACGAAGGAGGAAACCACGGUCACACGAGCGGGGAAUAAGCGACAAUUCGCAGUACUAAAUGUAAUAUUGAGGCAAAGUACUUAGGUAUGCAUGUACAUAGGGAAGUGCGCCUAGCGUAGGAGACUGGUCGCGUGGCUCCGCACGCGAAUUUAAAAAUAAUUUUUUUGUUGAAGUUUAAACAAACUUAUGUUGACCUAAAAAAUCAUGAUGUAUUACUUUAAAUAAUGCACAAAAAGUUAAAAAUUUUUGAUUUUUUUGCCGAGAGGAAAUUGCCCUAAACUUUCCCUCAUGUGGUCACAUUGAAAAUGCAGCAAGCUAGCUCCAGGUGGGCGAGAAAAAUUUUUUGGGAGUUUUCAGGAAGAAAGUGGUUGUGGAAG